This is a messenger RNA of Pseudomassariella vexata, 2880 nucleotides long. Its product is annotated as leucyl-tRNA synthetase. NCBI's taxonomy places the organism in Eukaryota, Fungi, Ascomycota, Sordariomycetes, Amphisphaeriales, Pseudomassariaceae. Gene Ontology annotation, molecular function: aminoacyl-tRNA deacylase activity; ATP binding; leucine-tRNA ligase activity. Gene Ontology annotation, biological process: mitochondrial translation; leucyl-tRNA aminoacylation. Bases 1 to 2880 code for a protein of 959 amino acids. Gene Ontology annotation, cellular component: mitochondrion. The record is from RefSeq and is a predicted model, not a curated record. The transcript is spliced from 2 exons.
AUGCUAGCAUACACGAUUAAGGGCUUGGGUGGCCUCCGGUCUCGUACAAGACCCUUGUACAUCGCAUCUAUAGCUACGCGCAGACCGUCCCGUUCGAGAUGCUAUGCGACACAGCUGAACCUGCCAGGUAUAGAUGCGAAAUGGCAGAGGAUAUGGAAGCGACAAGCGCUAUACGCCUCUAUGAAGGGCGAGGACAGCGGUAUAACUCCUAAGCCUGCGAAAGACAACUUCUACGUUCUGCCCAUGUUUCCUUAUCCGUCGGGGAAUCUUCAUCUUGGGCAUCUUCGAGUCUAUACAGUUGCCGAUGUCCUGGCCCGCUUUCAUAGGCUCCAGGGACGCGAUGUGCUCUUUCCAAUGGGCUGGGAUGCCUUUGGUCUACCUGCUGAAAACGCGGCAAUUGAAAGAGGCAUUGACCCGGCAACUUGGACCAAGCAGAACAUAACACGUAUGAAGCAACAGUUGGACGUGAUGAAUGGCAGUUUUGACUGGUCACGGGAAUUGGCGACGUGCGACCCCAAAUUUUACAAACACACACAGAAGAUAUUCUUGCUCCUUCUGAAGAAUGGCUUGGUGAGCCAGAAAGAAGCCCAAGUCAACUGGGAUCCCGUUGACAAAACCGUACUGGCGAACGAGCAGGUCGAUGCUGAAGGACGGUCUUGGAGAUCAGGGGCCAAGAUCGAACUGCGGAAUCUCAAGCAGUGGUUUUUCCACAUCACAAAACUCCAGGAUGCUCUGCUGCGUGAGCUAAAAACUCUCGGGGAAAAUAGUGCAUGGCCCGAAAAGGUUCUGACCAUGCAGAAGAACUGGCUGGGCCGAAGCCAAUCUGCAUACUACAAGUUUCAGAUCACCUCCCCCAGUGGAUACGAAGCAACGGUCCCGAUAUUCACUACCCGGCCGGAAACUAUAUUCGCUGCUCAGUUCAUUGCGCUAUCCCCGCAUUCCAGCGUCGUUGCUGAGCUUGCCAAGGGAGAUGCCGGGCUUCGUUCAUUUGCUGAACGGGCGAAAGACUUGCCUCACACUUCCACUGAGGGCUAUGAAAUCACCAAUGUAACAGCAGUGAGCCCCUUGCGAUCUGUCCUGGGCGCAUUUGCCGUUUCAUCGGCCCCUCUACGAGUUUACGUUGCGCCUUAUGUUCGAGGAGACUACGAGACUGGUGCAAUUAUGGGCGUUCCAGCUCAUGACGCCAGAGACUUUGCCUUCUGGAAACAGCACUGUCCCAACGAACCAAUUAAAUACGCAGUAUCUCCUACGGAAGAUGGUUCAAUAGAGAGCCUAAACGGGCAGCCCUUUCUCGACUCAGGGUACAUGACCUCUUUGGUAGGCAAGUAUCAAGGUCUUCCGUCCGAACAGACCGCGAAACUCGCCGCAGAUUUGAUCAAAAAUAAGACCGGGAUGGCUGAAGCCAUAGUUAAAUGGAAACUGCGUGACUGGCUUAUCAGUCGACAAAGAUAUUGGGGAACGCCGAUUCCCAUCAUUCACUGUGCCAGUUGUGGUCCCGUCCCGGUACCAGAGAAUCAAUUACCAGUCACUCUGCCCAAGGUCGAUCACCAUUGGGCAGACGGAAAAUCUGGAAACCCACUGGAGUCUGCUACUGAAUGGAUUAACACCAAGUGUCCUAAAUGUCAUGGGCCAGCGAAGCGAGACACUGAUACCAUGGACACUUUUGUCGACUCGAGUUGGUACUACAUGAGGUUUGCAGACCCUGAAAACCCGCGCCAGCCUAUAUCCAGAGCUGCACUCGAGAGUCGUUUGCCCGUGGACUUGUACAUUGGUGGCGUGGAACAUGCUAUCCUGCAUUUACUCUAUGCCCGUUUCAUAUUCAAGGUUGUCACGGAUCUACUCUAUCCCAAGGAAAGCGAGUCAGUAUUUAGGGCGUCGAGGGAGCCUUUCAAGAGACUCAUCACGCAAGGGAUGGUCCAUGGGAAGACGUACAGCGAUCCCUUGACUGGUCGUUUCUUGAAGCCUGACGAGGUCGACCUAUCCAACCCGUCAGACCCCAAAGUAGUCGCCACUGGGCAUUCAGCUGCCAUUAGCUAUGAAAAAAUGUCCAAGUCGAAACACAACGGGGUCGAUCCAACCGCUUUCAUCGCCAAAUAUGGUGCUGAUGCAACGAGGGCCCACAUGCUCUUUCAAGCACCGGUCAGUGAUGUUGUCAACUGGGACGAAGACAAGAUUGCGGGUAUUACAAGGUGGCUGAAUCGAUUACACGCCUUUGUGCAGACAAUAUCAUCAAUGUCGGAAGGGCCCCAAAGGCGGGAAUGCCGGCCAGGAGAGGCUUAUUUCUCCCAACCACCGCAAGGAAGCAGUAUCGCUGCUACUCAGUGGGCGGCGGACGUCGUGGUGUGGCGUACAGCACAGGAGACCAUUACCGCCGUCACAAAUGCAUACGAUAAAGUCAACUCGUUGAACACCACGGUGUCGCUUCUCAUGAGUUUCACCAACAGAGUCUUGGAAAACCCGGAAGCAUCAAAUGGAAUCAAGGCCGGAGCCGUCAGUAUCCUCUUGCGCAUGAUGGCGCCCAUCGCGCCAGCGUUCACGGAGGAAUGCUGGCAGAUGCUGCACCCGACGUCCAACAGCAUAUUCGACCUCGAGGACGGGAAAGCGGUCUGGCCCAUACCCGAUGGAACGAUGCAGUACCUCAAAGAGGCGGGCAUCAAGUGUGCCGUCCAGGUCAACGGCAAGCUGCGUUGUGUGGUGGACAUAGCAGGGCGGCCACAGGGGCUGGUGGAACAUACUACGGCUUUCAAGGAUUGGCUCACGGAGCAAAUCCUCGGGUCUGAAGAUGCGCGCGCAAAGUUAACGGGGGAUGGAAAGGAUAUCCGCAAUGCGAGGAGGGUGAUCGCUGUGAAGGGGGGCAAGACGGUAAAUUAUGUGUUGUAA